This is a messenger RNA of Prunus armeniaca (apricot), 1527 nucleotides long. The record is from the annotation of a GenBank genome assembly. Lineage: Eukaryota; Viridiplantae; Streptophyta; Magnoliopsida; Rosales; Rosaceae.
AUGGCGUCAGUUUCAGCAGACCUCUUCAUUGGCAAAUUUGUAGCAAUUCUCGAGAGUGAAGCAGCCUCCAUAGCGGGUGUUGCUGAUCAAGUUGAUGAGAUUAAGCGGGAGCUGGAAUUCAUGAAAGCCUUCUUAGCGGAUGCUGACGGGCGCAACAAAGCACACACACAAGUAGAGGAGGUGUGGAUCAGAAGCGUUCGAGACUUGGCCAAUGAUGUGGAAAACAUCAUUGAUGAAUUCAUGUAUCACGUGUACGAGCAGCAAAUUGGAGGUCGAUUUGCCAGGUGGAUCCACAAAACCAUUCACUUUCCAAAGCACCUUUGGUAUAAGCGUAAAAUAGCCAACAAGUUAGAGAAAAUGGCUAUGGCAAUUAGAGCUAUUACAGAGAGAAAUCAGAGAUAUGGUGGUGGUGCUGCUGUAGAAGGAAAAAGUACUUCUUCUGAGGAUAUUCGCAGAUGGGUGCAGAAUCAAGCGGAGUCUUCUCUUUAUCAUAAGGAGGAUGAACUCGUCGGGAUUGAAGGUGAUAAGAACUUGUUAAUGGGAUGGCUGAUGAACAAAGAGCAACGCCAAACUGUUGUGUCUGUGGUCGGGAUGGGAGGAUCGGGGAAGACAACUCUAGUUGCAAGGACCUUCAAAGAUGAAAUUGUAAAGAGGCAUUUCGAAUGCUAUGCGUGGAUUACUGUUUCCCAGUCUUAUGUGAUUGAAGACUUACUUAGAAGAUUGAUCAAAGAAUUCCACAAAGAAAAGAAGGAAGAGGUCCCUGCAGAAAUGAAUGCCAUGAGUUAUAACGAAUUGUUGGAGAUGUUGGUGAACUACUUGGAGACUAAAAGGUACCUAGUUGUAUUGGAUGACGUGUGGGAUGUCCACCUUUGGGAGAAAAUAAGGUUUUCAUUUCCAGAUAAACAACUUGGAAGUCGAGUCAUGCUUACAACUCGAAGAGAAGACAUAGCAUCCUCUUCUUUCGGAGUUGAAAGCCAUGUUCACAAGAUUCAACCGUUGGAAAGGGGUGAUGCGUGGGAUCUCUUCAGCAUGAAAGCAUUCUCAAGUUAUCAGAACAAAUCUUGUUCACCUGAACUUCUGCCUUUAGCUCGGGAACUUGUGGAAAAGUGUGAAGGCCUACCACUCGCGAUCGUAGCCUUAAGUGGUCUCAUGUCUUCUAAGAAGUCACUUACAGAGUGGAGCACAGUCUACAACAGCUUAAGUUGGCAUCUAACAAACAAUUCUUUGUUAGAACCUAUGAAGAUGCGCAUCUUGUUGUUUAGUUUUAAUGAUUUGCCAUACCGACUGAAGCAAUGCUUUCUAUAUUGUUCCCUUUUCCCUGAAGAUCAUGUGAUCAUAAAUUUAAGGCUCAUUAAAUUGUGGAUCGCUGAAGGAUUUGUUGAACAUGUCGAAGGGCUCACGCCAGAAGAAGUUGCAAAGAGCUAUCUUAUGGAACUCAUUUUUCGUAACAUGCUACAGGAAAGGUUUGUAGGAUCCACCCAGCAUGUACGAUGCAUGAUCUUUUGCGGGAGAUUGCUCUGUCUAUAG